Calypte anna (Anna's hummingbird) is the source of this 1087-nucleotide messenger RNA. RefSeq names its product TWIST neighbor (gene POLR1F). The coding region runs from base 60 to 1022 and encodes 320 amino acids. Gene Ontology annotation, cellular component: RNA polymerase I complex. The record is from RefSeq and is a predicted model, not a curated record. Lineage: Eukaryota; Metazoa; Chordata; Aves; Apodiformes; Trochilidae. The transcript has 4 exons. Gene Ontology annotation, biological process: DNA-templated transcription initiation; DNA-templated transcription.
GCGCAGCGGGAGUGGCAGCGGCUGCCGCCCGGGCGGUCUCCCCGGUGCCCGCUCGCAUCAUGGCCGUACCGGGAGACCCGCCGCCCCUCGGCCCCGUCCUGCCCGUCGCCGCCGUCCCUUCCUUCGCCGUGGCCCACGGCCUGGUGGGGCGCCGGUACUCCUGCCUGGUGGUGGUGCCCCACCGCAAGCACGUCGCGCUGCCGCCCCGCUAUCUGGGCCGCAAACGCAGCGGCAUCCGCGCCCUGCUGGACACCGAGCUCCUGCGCUACUCGGAAAGCCUUCAGGGUGUGCCGGUGGCUUAUGACAACAUCAAAGUGGUGGGUGAGCUCGGGGACAUUUACGACGAUCAGGGAUUCAUCCACUUGAACAUAGAGGCGGACUUCAUCGUCUUCAGCCCCAAGAAAGGGAAAAAAUUGGUGGGUGUAAUUAAUAAAGUGGCCCCUAGUCAUAUUGGCUGCCUGAUACAUGGGUGCUUCAAUGCUUCCAUCCCUAAACCUGAACAAAUGUCAGUCGUACAGUGGCAAGAGCUGGGAUUAAAAAUAGGGGAUGAACUGAAGUUUCAAGUAUUGCACUUGGAUUCUGAUGCAGCUGGGGUGUUCUUCAUUCGAGGAGGACUCACUAAAAGCAGCAUGAAGGCCAAACAAUCUGAGACCAUCACUGACAGUACAAACGGAUAUGAAAGUCAAAAGCUUGACCACCAGGAAAAUGGCUUGAAUGACUUGAGUGGGGGAGAUAAUAUGGCAGAGGAGACUCUGUGUGAGACAGAUAACCCUGGGGUGGCAAAUGCAGAAGAGGAAAAAGUUGAUGCUGUGAAUGGAGUAUCUGAUGAUAAAAACAAGAAGAAGAAAAAGAAAAAACAUAAGCAAGAAGUACAAGAACUUGUAUUGCCUACCAGUGACUCCAGUGGUUACCAAAGUGACCAUAAAAAGUCAAAGAAAAAGAAAAGAAAGCAUUGUGAAGUCGAAGACAGUGAAUUAACCCAGCUGUCACAGGAACCCAAAGCUAAAAAGAAAAGGGACUAAAGUCUGAAGUGCCUUUCAUGAAUAAGAUUCAGACAUUUUUGAUAGGCUUCCAAUAAAAUCCAAUU